UCCAAGGGGAAUCGUUAUCUUCAUCAUCGACACCAGAAUUACAGAGGGAAUUGUGGAGAAAACCUGAUCCCUCAAGUUUUGCGAUCAGAUCAGAAAAGCAAUGAAUAGGGAGGAUUGUGUGGGUUGGGCUGCACGAGAUUCAUCCGGUCUUCUUUCUCCCUACUCAUUCACUCGCAGAUCUGUUAAUAACGAUGAUGUUUCUGUUGCAAUUACCCACUGUGGAGUAUGCUAUGCUGAUGUCAUCUGGACCAGGAACAAGCAUGGAGAUUCUAAGUAUCCAUUGGUACCGGGGCAUGAAAUUGCUGGAAUAGUCAAACAGGUCGGCUCCAAUGUCCAUCGAUUCAAAGUAGGAGACCAUGUUGGUGUGGGGACUUAUGUCAACUCAUGCAGGCAAUGUGAGUAUUGUAAUGAAGGAGAGGAAGUUUCUUGCGUAGAGGGACGGGUUUUCACUUUCAAUGCCAUCGAUGCUGAUGGCUCUGUUACGAAAGGAGGUUAUUCGAGCCACAUCAUCGUUCACGAGAGGUACUGCUACAAGAUACCCAUGGACUACCCCUUGGCCUCAGCUGCGCCUUUACUUUGUGCUGGAAUCACGGUUUAUGCACCCAUGAUACGCCACCAUAUGAACCAACCUGGUAAAUUACUUGGGGUCAUCGGGCUUGGCGGUCUUGGCCACAUGGCAGUUAAGUUUGGUAAGGCUUUUGGGCUGAAUGUCACAGUUUUCAGCACGAGCCCGUCCAAGAAAGAGGAAGCUCUGAAUCUGCUGGGAGCUGACAAAUUCAUCGUCUCAUCUGACCAAGACCAGAUGAAGACACAGGAGAAAUCGUUGGACUUCAUCAUUGACACAGCAUCCGGUGAUCACCCGUUUGAUCCAUACAUGUCGCUUUUGAAGAUUGCUGGAAUUUAUGUCCUGGUUGGCUUCCCAAGUGAAAUCAGAAUCAGUCCUGCCAGCCUCAAUCUUGAUAGGAGAAUGCUUGCGGGCAGCUCAACUGGGGGUACCAAAGUGACUCAGGAAAUGAUAGAUUUCUGCGCUGCUCAAAAGAUUUAUCCAAAGAUAGAGUUAAUUCCCAUUCAGGAAAUAAACAAAGCUCUGGAAAGGUUGGUAAAAAGGGACGUCAAGUACCGUUUCGUGAUUGAUAUCGAGAGUUCUCUGAAAUAGAAAAAAGAGAUGUUUCCACAAGUACCUAAUGUCCUCUGCUUCUGAACUCUUAACUCUGGAACUCUUCAUGAAAAGGAUCGAUAGGAGUUUACAUGUUUUGAUUGGCAUGUCUGCAAACUCUUAAGGCUAAGGAGUAUGUUAGCAUUACAGAAGGUGGUCAAGGCGAGAAGUUUGAAGAAGCUGAAUAUAAGAUCGAAGGAAGUUUCUGAAGCAGUUAUUUACAGUUUUCUUUCCUGUUUGUAUUGAAGUUGUAACUACCUCCUCUCGAUACUUUUCAUUUCCGAAACAGAGUUCAUAA
Molecule: messenger RNA, 1454 nt
Organism: Tarenaya hassleriana
Lineage: Eukaryota; Viridiplantae; Streptophyta; Magnoliopsida; Brassicales; Cleomaceae
Product: probable cinnamyl alcohol dehydrogenase 1
Exons: 6
Coding region: 101-1156 (351 amino acids)
Molecular function (GO): oxidoreductase activity, acting on the CH-OH group of donors, NAD or NADP as acceptor; zinc ion binding
Source: RefSeq, a predicted model, not a curated record